AUUCAAUUACUAACCGUGCGGCACCAUCACCUAUAACUAUCCCAUGGCUGCCAAAAAAAGACAGAGAAUCAUCCUCGUAUGCGACAACUGCCACCACCGUAAGAUCAAGUGUGAUCGUAAGCUCCCGUGUGAUAGCUGUAAAGCUCGGGGCAUCUCUGCCUUGUGCCGGUACUCAGAUCUUGAAAAGGAGCUUGUCAAACAGGGAAAAUCCACCCACGAAGUGAAAAGCUCCGACGAACCCGCCUCCGAGCUCACGGUGUUACGGCACCGGGUCAAGGAGCUCGAGGCAAUGAUCGGAGUGGCCCUGCUCUCCAAUUCAAACAGCUCCUUCAAUACUCCCAGUGACUUCCAAUCAUCUCCAUCCACCACAGAAUACUCAGAUACAAACGAAACCACCGACUUCUUCAUGAUCCCGUUCGAAAACGGCUCGUGUGUACGGGUUAACCAGUCGUGUAUCAUCAGUUUCCCCAUCUCCUUUCUCUCCAUACUACGAAAAGACGCUGCCUACCUUUCGUUUUGGCACUACAACCGAAAUCCCAGCCAGCAGGAUAAAUUCUUGAAGCACCAGGUCGAAGGAAUGGGCCAGUUGCUCGACCAUCGGAACGAAGAACUCACCCAGACGGUUGACUCCCGGGCUCAGGAGUAUUUUGGAGCUUCGUAUAUUCCCAAGUACGUCAAAAACAGCACGAUCUCACUAGAUGUGAAAAUCGCCAUCAACUUGUACAUGGGCCAGUUUGGCCCCUUGAUGUUCUAUGAUAACUAUAUUCCUCCUAACAGCUCGAUUUACGUCAAGGCAACUCAUAUUCUUCCUCCAAAACCCAUAAUCUUGGAGUACUUGACGGUUUGGUUUGAGAAAAUGGAGCCUUACUUCCCCAUAUUCGAGAAGAUUGCGUUCACCGCCGUCAUCUCCCGCUUGGUGUCUGACCGGGACAAUGGUGACGUGCGGGUAAAGUUGUCCAUUGAAAAGAAGCCGGACUUGGCCAACUUGGCGUCUCUUCUCUUCAUCUUGAGACUCACUUACCUGUACGUUAUGGUUGCCAAUAACACCACCAACAGAUACAAGAACCUCGAGAAAUUCCCGGUGUACAUUGAUGCGGUACAUAUUGCCAAAGAGUGCUUGAAGGAGUUCAAUAUGUCGUUGAGGCCUAGUUUUGAAGCUCUCCAGGCGUAUUCCGUGGCUAAGGUGUAUAAGAGUUAUUCGCACGACGAAGGAGAUGGUAUAAGAGAAACAGACAUGUACGUACGGACCUUGCUUUAUGCAGCCUCGUCGUGUGGCUUGAACCGUGAUCCCGACAUCUACCAUCAUGAAGACUUGACAUGGAUCGAGAGAAACCACCGGCGUAAGUUUUGGUUUUUUUUGCUCAGUCAGGAGUUCUUUGAGCUGGCUCUCUACGGAAGGAGGCUCUUUGAGUUGGACUAUGCAGAUGUGAAGCUCGAGGAAACAAACACACCGGGUGAUGACUUCAUCUACCAUACUUUCUUGAAGAUUUUACCCAUGAGAGGGCUUAUGGUCAAGUUGAUGAAGAUGUUGAUGAACAUCAACGUGCCCACGAAUGUCACUUUGUUUAUCGACUUGUCCGAACAGCUUGCGGCUCUUGUUGACAAUGCCUACGGCGACCUCAGCACCCAGUUCCACAACCAGGUGAACAUGUUUGAUAAUCCAAAGAGCACCUGGGACACCUACCACUUGUUUGCCAUGAAGCUUCUCAUGAUGAAGUUGAACUACUGUCUCUACAUCAUCUUUGAGAAAAAGGGCGAUAUUUCCCAGCUGUUCAAGUUCUACAAGCGACUUCUGAUCAUCACCUUUAUUGAAAACACCCCGUUGAUCUCAGUGGCUUUUGAUAACGACAACAGGGUUGACCCCAUGUUCUCUAUCAUCCUUGGCUCGCUGUUUCUUCGUCUCUGUUUCAUCUAUAUUUUGAACUGUGCCACUUUCACCAUCCACGUUAACCACACCAUCAGGCUCUACGCGGGCACCGAAGACAAACCCAAGCACCUUUUCGAAUUGGUCAAAAACGUUCAGUAUUUGUGGUGCUACAUCUGUACCUACACCGGGUGCCUCUCCCGAAGAACUUUCACCGCCUGGAGAGCCAUGAAGGCCUCUCUCUACGGAAUGAUCGAAACUGGCAGUUACCAGACGUUCGAGGAUAUCUGCUUGGGCAGAAAGGCCAGCUGGUCGUUCACAUCGGCGCAAAUGCAUGAGCUCUGUGAGAUUCUCGAGGAGACUGUUGCGGUGGUGGCUGCUAAACCUUCGAUGGUUCCGUUUGAGCUCUCAACACAGCUCUUGUGGCUUAACGUGGUGCCGUUUGACAACUCCAAGAGUGUCGAAGAAAACAUGGAUAUACAGCGGCUCCAUGUCAACCAGAUUGACAAUACCUGGAACAACUGUGUGGCGUCGAUGAAGGAGACAAUUCCUGCCAGCUUCAAGAACGACGAGACAUUGCAGACCACACAAAUUGACAAUUUGCUAAACACCGACGUGAUGGACCCCAGUAUCGGCAUUAUGAGUGGUGUCGAGAAUAUGUUCUCUUUGGACGACUUGUUUGUCAACGAUACUUUUUUCAGACUUUAAUAUUGUUCGUCUUUUGCAGCUAAUUUAUUUAUGACCUUUUGCAAC
Messenger RNA from Yamadazyma tenuis ATCC 10573, 2617 nucleotides. RefSeq lists its product as uncharacterized. NCBI's taxonomy places the organism in Eukaryota, Fungi, Ascomycota, Pichiomycetes, Serinales, Debaryomycetaceae. Gene Ontology annotation, molecular function: zinc ion binding; DNA-binding transcription activator activity, RNA polymerase II-specific; RNA polymerase II cis-regulatory region sequence-specific DNA binding. Gene Ontology annotation, cellular component: nucleus. Gene Ontology annotation, biological process: DNA-templated transcription; regulation of transcription by RNA polymerase II. The record is from RefSeq and is a predicted model, not a curated record.